AUGACCCCAAUCUCUAAGGCCAUCACCCUUACGUUCGCCAUCUUUGUCGUCUCUGGAUUGGCCACCACUGCCAAAAACUGCGUCCUCGUAUGGAAGACCGUCACCAAUGUUGCCUGGGAGACUGUGGAUGUGUCUACAGCUCUCUUUCCUGACCGGGCCACUACGAUCGCCGAUACUGAAAUCUUCCCCACUGCCACCGUUGCUGCUCAGAUCUUUGAGGAAGAGGAGGCUACAAUAUCUACCUCCGUUACAACCCUAGCUCCAACCAAGCAGGGCAUCACCACUAGUGUUGAACCGGUUGUCCAGGCUGCUAGCUCCAGCAUCUUUUGGCUCCAUACGACGAACGCUGUGGAGCUCCAAAGGCUCUUCAAUCUGUUGGUUCUAUUUUGA
Messenger RNA from Penicillium daleae, 390 nucleotides. Its product is annotated as Allergen Asp f 7. NCBI's taxonomy places the organism in Eukaryota, Fungi, Ascomycota, Eurotiomycetes, Eurotiales, Aspergillaceae. Bases 1 to 390 code for a protein of 129 amino acids. The record is from RefSeq and is a predicted model, not a curated record. The transcript has a single exon.